Funneliformis geosporum is the source of this 516-nucleotide messenger RNA. Lineage: Eukaryota; Fungi; Glomeromycota; Glomeromycetes; Glomerales; Glomeraceae. The record is from the annotation of a GenBank genome assembly.
AUGACUUCAAAUAUUCCUCAAACCCAAGUUACGGAACAACCUGCCUCUUAUUUAUUACUUUCAACGCCAACACAAACAUUAACAUCGAAACCAAAACCUAAACCGACGUUUGCAACGUUACCACCGGAACUUUACGACUUCAUCUUCAUUCACUGUAAACUACAAGAUUUACAUUUUAAUCUUCGAUGCGCAAAUAAAUUAUUUUAUAAUUUGGUUUCUCCAUAUAUUAUUUAUCAGUUACGUAGCGCCUUAAUAACCGAACCUUUGUUACAAAAAUAUGAUCAAGAAGUUUCUAUCCAAGGCGAUGUUUUAAAUAUUAAAUUAAAAUUAAAAAUUCCUCCUUUUGAAAUUUUCCCUUGGAAUAUUAAAAUGAAAUUGUGUACUAGCACUAAGAAAGUUGUUACCAAGAUCGUAAAAGUUGUUAAACAACAUGAAAAAAAACACGAAAUUGGUGUGGAAAUCAUGGAUGAGGAAAAUAAUCUUUCAAAAAAGAAAUGGACCUGGAUUGAUUGUUAA